Molecule: messenger RNA, 706 nt
Organism: Sinocyclocheilus grahami
Lineage: Eukaryota; Metazoa; Chordata; Actinopteri; Cypriniformes; Cyprinidae
Product: WD repeat-containing protein 76-like
Exons: 4
Coding region: 21-569 (182 amino acids)
Biological process (GO): regulation of DNA damage checkpoint
Cellular component (GO): nucleus
Molecular function (GO): protein binding; DNA binding
Source: RefSeq, a predicted model, not a curated record
UAUAUGAAUCUCUGUAUACCAUGGCUGCAAAUCCUCUGCGCUGUGUUCAUGUCCAUCCUGUGCAACAGCACUACUUUGUAGUGGCAGAGAGCAGAUUUGUGAACAUAUAUGACUUGCGCCAUCUGAAAAGAAGAAACAAUCUAGCAGUUGGUGAACUCAACGGUCACAGCCGCAGUGUCUCCAGUGCCUUUUUCUCCCCACUCACAGGCAACAGAGUUCUGACCACUUGUAUGGACAACACGAUCAGGGUGUUUGACACUUCCCUAAUGGAGGGCAGAUCUCCUGUACUAAAAUCAAUUACGCACAACAUGCAGACGGGUCGGUGGUUGUCCAAGCUAAGUGCAGUGUGGGACCCCAAGCAGCAGGACUGUUUUGUGAUUGGCAGCGUGGACAGGCCUCGCCGAAUUCAGGUAUAUCACGAGAGCGGUCGCCGCCUUCACACUUUUCGAAACAUGGACCACCUGACCACAGUGUGCUCCAUCACGGCAUUCCACCCAAGCAGGAACACUCUGCUUGGAGGCAAUUCAAGUGGGAGGCUGCACAUAUUUACUGACAGUUUCAUCAACUAAAAAAUAUCAAAUUCUUUGUCUGUUUGUUGAUUUGAUUUGUUGGUUUUCUGCUUCCCUCUUUUUUCCCUUUUUUGUACACACAACAGCAUUUGCUUGUAUGGUUGUUUUAUAUUAAAUAUGCUGUUUGUUUUUGUUCC